Molecule: messenger RNA, 1518 nt
Organism: Striga hermonthica
Lineage: Eukaryota; Viridiplantae; Streptophyta; Magnoliopsida; Lamiales; Orobanchaceae
Source: the annotation of a GenBank genome assembly
AUGGUGGCCACUACUCAUUUGGUUCGUAUUACAGUUGCUGACAUGGAGUUAGGAAUGGCGGGUUUGAGUAUUGAUUCUGAGAACUUUGUGAAGCAAUUUCACAUCCCGAGCUAUAUCCUUGUUCCGGAAGAAACUGUUCAGUCUUUGCCCCAUGCACCCGAAUGCCCUGUUUUGGUGUUUAUCAAUUCAAGAAGUGGUGGUCAAUUAGGUGGUGAUCUUCUUAUCACAUAUCGGUCUAUACUGAAUGAGAAACAGGUUUUUGAUUUAGGAUCAGAAGGCCCUGAGAGUGUACUCCGUAGAAUUUUUCUCAAUCUUGAACGGCUGAAGAACAAUUGUGACGAAUUUGCGACUAAACUUGAGAAGAAGCUGCGAAUAAUUGUUGCUGGUGGAGAUGGUACAGCUGGCUGGCUUCUUGGGGUGGUUUCUGAUCUGAAAUUGUCCAAUCCACCACCAAUAGCAACUGUACCUUUGGGAACGGGAAAUAAUCUGCCAUUCGCAUUUGGUUGGGGUAAAAAAAAUCCUGGUACUGACCGUAAUUCUGUGCUCUCGUUCUUGGAUCAAGUGAGGAAAGCAAAAGAAAUGAUGAUCGACAGUUGGCACAUUCUCAUGAGGAUGAGAGUACCGAAAGAAGGAACCUGUGAGCCACUUGCUCCUCUGGAGUUGCCGCAUUCCUUACAUGCAUUUCAUCGGGUUUCCUCAACUGACGAUCUUAAUGUGGAAGGUUACGACACUUUCCGAGGAGGAUUUUGGAACUAUUUCAGCAUGGGAAUGGAUGCACAGGUAUCAUAUGCAUUCCACUCAGAGCGCAAGCUUCAUCCCGAAAAAUUCAAAAACCAGCUGAUUAAUCAGAGUACAUAUGCAAAGCUUGUAGGCCAACAAGGAUGGUUUUUUGCUUCCCUUGUUCACCCUUCAUCAAGGAACAUGGCUCAACUAUGCAAAGUUAAGGUCAUGAAAAAGCACGGUGAAUGGCAAGACCUCCAAAUCCCUCAGAGCAUCCGGUCGAUCAUAUGCCUUAAUCUGCCGAGCUUUUCCGGAGGUCUAAAUCCUUGGGGAACUCCGAAUAACAGAAAACGACGUGAUAGAGACUUAACUGCCCCAUUUGUAGACGAUGGGCUCCUAGAAAUUGUUGGUUUUAAAGACGCUUGGCAUGGACUCGUCUUACUUGCUCCAAAAGGUCACGGGACUCGACUUGCACAGGCUAAUCGCAUUCGAUUCGAGUUCCGAAAAGGUGGGGCCGAAUCCACGUACAUGAGGAUCGAUGGGGAGCCGUGGAAGCAGCCACUCCCGGUCGACGAUGACACUGUUGUGGUCGAGAUUUCGAACCUUGGCCAGGUCAAGAUGCUCGCCACACACGAUUGCCGAGCGAAGAGCUAUCUCGACCCCUCGUCUCCUGUCGCGCAAGACGACGAGAAGGACAGUGACAAUGACGACGAGUCUGUGGGGGCCGAGUGGCGGAAGUUUGGAGCUGCCGACACGUUCCGGAUCCCAGAUGACGUGGACAUUUCUCAACUAAGUUGA